AUGCGUGCUAAAAAAACUGAUGAUAAAGACCCCUUUGUGAAAACUCGAAAAAUUCCCCCAGCGGACUUUGAAAUCGAAUGCAAGGGAUUUUUAGAGGCCUGUCUCAGUCCCGACUUCAAACGAUUUCGCCUCCUGCUUUCUUACUAUACAGCCUACUUUCAGUUCCCCAUGACUAAUGCCUCGGAAACUGCAAGCAUACUGCUGACUACCCUCCUCUCAGUGGAACGCUAUAUGACAAUGCAUAAUAUCAGUUACCCAAGCAAGAACAAGGCAUACUCAUGUUGCGGGAAAAAAGUUCAUUCUGCAGACUCUGAAGCCACCGACGACCCCGACUUUAAUACCACCACCAAUUGCAAGGAUUGCGAGGGGUUACGCGUUGUCUUAGUUCCACUGACAUGUGUCUGUUCUGGUGUCCGAAACAAUGUCACACUAGCCAUAACUAAAGUGGCCUUUCUAAGCAUCGCACUGAACAUUCCACUGUUUUUUAGCCAACAGGUUAUUACCCGCGAGGUAGAGGUUGCUACAGACGCAAGGACUGGAGCUCCCGCUCAGACUACCUUGAAGUGGGGUGUUGGUGUGACGGCUUUUGGAAACUCUCGGUUUUACUCCAUCUAUACCUGGUCGCGUACCGUGUUUCUUCAAAUACUUCCCUUCAUUUACCUCUGCCUAAUCAACUUUUACCUUUUCAAGUUCAUCCGGAUGGCAAAUGCCCGAUGGAAAUCCAAGCUACAAGCGCCAAUCCCUGCCAAUCUCGGCGGUGCCUCAUUAGCUGCCCCUGAACAGUUAACCAUGGACAGGGAGUCAUCCAAUGUUAAUCUGGCAAACUGUACGAAUCCCAUCACGGGCAACAUCGCCACAGCAAACCUUCGAAAUAUUCGUCGGCAAAAUGCUCAGCGUAAAUUAACUGUCCUUCUGAUUGCAAUUGUGGCACUUUUUUUGGCUGGACAGAUCCCACAGGCAUUUGCAUUUGCCGCCAUCUAUCAGGCCCUGUUAAAGAUGCUGGGAGCUGAGUCACGAAAGCUGGCUUGCAGCCCUUCUUACCGCCUCUACAGAGUCAGCACAAAUUGUAUCUGCCUUCUGACCUACUCGGCCAAUUUCAUCCUCUACGCUACACUGAAUGCGCACUUUAAAAGAGAGUUGGCUCGAUGUUGCCGCGUGAACGAAUGCAAACGCAAGCCCCGUAACUUGGUGAGCUGUGUUGAUGGCGGAGCCGACGAAGAACAGCCUUUUGUCAGAGGCAAAAUCAGAAGGGCGGCAGCCUCCACCGACUGCGUUCCCAGGGGAAGACAGCAGCCGCCUCUUAUUGGUGGACCGGUG
Molecule: messenger RNA, 1317 nt
Organism: Dibothriocephalus latus
Lineage: Eukaryota; Metazoa; Platyhelminthes; Cestoda; Diphyllobothriidea; Diphyllobothriidae
Source: the annotation of a GenBank genome assembly